AUGCCUGCUCAGCAAAUAUUUUCAGCGAAAGCCCUGGUCGGCGUCUGGCGCAACCUGCGAAACACGCGCGACAAGAACGACUUCUACCUCACGCUCCAGUACCACCAGGAUGAUGUGCGCGGGUCAAAAGGAAAGCAAUAUGGCAAGACAAACAUAGCCGAGACCACCUCAGAGCUCGAAGAUGGAAAAGCUGUGGAUGUGGGCGGGAAGAGCAUCAGCUUCGUGGUGCCAUGGCGGAGCAUGCAGGCGCAGAGACGAGAGUUGCGGGAGAAGGAGAAGGAGCUCGCCGAAGCGCUGGUCAUGCUUGCGGGCGAGGUCUCCUUCACUGACCUUUCUCCAACACUGCAAGCCUCCCUCACGCAAAACCCUCUCGUCCAGAUCCGCCACCUAGCUGCUGGCAUCAGUCGCCAGAUGUCCAAGGUCGAGCUGCAGAUGGCAGACAACGCGCCCUUCUCGAACGGAAAGAACCUCUACACCGGUGGAGAGAUAGCACGCAAGUUCCUCCCGGCCAUACAAACACUCUUCGACCAGCGUCCAGUCCCACAACGUAUGAUCUUCGAACUGCUUAUGGAGUUGAAGGACCUUGUCUACAUGGGUAUGGCAGACUGCAGCAGAGAGGUGCUCGAGUGGGAGAUUGAUGGCCCGGCUAUUGGCGCUCUCGAAGAGAUGGAUGACGCAUUUGCUAGAGCUGUCACGCCAGUCGUCUCAGCCGUAGAAGACGGGCACCUACAGACUAACCAGUUGGAGCUAGGGCAGAAGAAGAGAGUGCCUCGGCGAAAAGCAUCGUCGCUAUCUUCCAUCACACUCUCAAAGCCACAGCAGCCAUUCCUCACUGCCUCGACCACUGAGCUCCUCUACACCCUCGAGUCGCUAGAGACCACCGCCCUAGCUCUGACACAUCUGCCGAUUCCGAUACUUGACUUCUGCGCGCAUUCAAUCAUCACUUUGCGACGGUUCUCACCCCGCCAAACACUCACUGAGUUCUCCGCAAACAAGAAGCGACGAUCCGGCCGAUGCGCAGAAUAUGCUCGAUGCAUGAAGUGGGCGAGCACCAGCUGGCGACAGGGCGGUGGAUGUAGACGCGGCUGCAAGAACGAGGACGAAGAUCCGGAGAACCUCCCAAGCUGGCACAGAAGCAGCCGUUGGUUCGAUGGAAACGGAGACGGAACACACAUGGUCGGUGGUGGCAGGCCAGAGGAGCUCGAAGCCAUCAAGGAGACCUGA
Macroventuria anomochaeta is the source of this 1224-nucleotide messenger RNA. RefSeq lists its product as uncharacterized. NCBI's taxonomy places the organism in Eukaryota, Fungi, Ascomycota, Dothideomycetes, Pleosporales, Didymellaceae. The transcript is spliced from 3 exons. The coding region runs from base 1 to 1224 and encodes 407 amino acids. The record is from RefSeq and is a predicted model, not a curated record.